UCAUCGUGGUGAUGUUUUAUAAUACUUCGUAUCCAUAUUAAACGUCGUUGAUAUAAUUUUCAUUAUCUGUCAUUAAAUUUACAAUCGUCUCGCGUAAUGGCGGUGUUUGAGGUGCUUUCGCAGAAUAAUUAAUAUUGUCUAUUGUGUCUGGGAUGGAUUUUGUUAUGCAAAUAUGUAUUCAAUAUAUAAAUCUAUCGGUUUUAGUGUGUUGUUGAUUUAGUUGGCUCGACUUUGUUGGUGUUUAGUUAAAAAUGGACGUCGAAGAAGGACCACUGGAAGAUGAUUUAGACCUUGAAGAGGCCUCGGACGAUGGUGACGUCGAGGAGUACAUUACAGGACCCCCAUCGGCCCAGACCUCCUCAGGUUUAGCAUCAACUCCUCCUUCGACAAAUUCAUCUCCACCAGUUAUGGGAGAGGAGCCUUCUAGUCCAAGGGCAUUAUCAAUUAAUUUAACAAAUAUGGCAUUUGGCGGAAAACCACCAAAUCAUACCAAAAGAGGACCAGGAAGACCGAGGAAAGAGUUUUCUGGGCGAAAAGAACGUCCAAGGAGCAUUAGACGGGGUGGAUCAGCAAGAGGUGUACCAAAACGGCCUAGACUUAGUAGAGAAGACCGAGGCGAUAUGAUGUCUAUGCUGGACAGUUUUUCAGUCCCGCCAUCACCUGGUGAGGAAGGAAUGAUGUUGGAUUCUGAGACAGGUGCUUUAGUUUUAUCUGAGAAGGUGCAGCAUGACGAUACCCCAUAUUUCACUGAAAAAUGGCCUGGUAAAUUUUGUAUCUUUUGCAACUUAACUGAACGCACUCAAUUAGGACAAGGUGAAAUGCUUCGAUUUGACUACAAUGGUGAAUUUGAAAAUGUACCAAGCACAGAAGAUAGUGAUAAUUUAAAUGCAAGCGAUAGUAAUAAAGAUAAUACAUCUAGUGGCAGUUGUGAUAAAAGCCCUAGGAAUGUUAAUCAACAGCAACUCAGUAACAGGCGACAGAAGGGGCUCAGCAAGUGCAAGAAUCCAUCGUUGAAUGUAGAGUAUACUGAUGAAUUAGAAAAAGUUGGUUACUUGGAACCUGUUGAUCCACUGACCCUGGUUGAUCAAUCGCAAUAUUAUUAUGCACAUAGAGCUUGUGUAGAGUGGAGUAUGACGGUUCAGAAGAAUCCUGAAAAAAUAAACAGCUAUUUAAAUCUAAAUCCAGUUAUUUUACAAAGUUUGAACAGAAAGUGCUCGUUUUGUGGACACUUUGGUGCUAGUUUGGCAUGCAAGAUGGCUUGUCCAAAGUAUUUUCAUUUUCCUUGUGUAGCAGCGUCUGGUGGAUUUCAAGUUAUUCAAACGCAUAACUCAUUUUGUAAUGAGCAUCUUGGACAAGUUCCUUUAAUAUGUACUGAUGAUAUAAAUUGUAGAAUUUGCAAUGGCUUAGGAGACGUGGGUAAUUUAAUGAUAUGCUCGGUUUGUGGAGAGCAUUAUCAUGGUGCUUGUGUAGGUGUUCCACAAUUACCAGGUGUGAGAGCUGGUUGGCAGUGCAAAUCAUGCAGGUGGUGCCAAAUUUGUCACCGUCCUGAUCCUGAUGGCAGAUCACCAGCAUGUGAACAAUGUGAUAAGUUUUAUCACCCUCAAUGCUUACGUCCUCAAUUAGCAUCCAUUCCUAAAUAUGGUUGGAAGUGCAGGUGUUGUAGAGUGUGUUCUGAUUGUGGCUCUCGGACACCAGGUGCUGGUCUGAGUUCUCGUUGGCAUGCUCAUUAUACAGUUUGUGAUUCUUGUUAUCAGCAGAGAAAUAAAGGAUUUUCUUGCCCUUUGUGCAGAAGAGCAUACCGAGCUGCAGCUUAUAGAGAGAUGGUGCAGUGCAGCAAAUGUAAAAGGUUUGUUCAUGGCACUUGUGAUCCAGCAGCAGAUCCUGCAACAUAUAGGCAGCGCAAAGCCAGCUUUCCUGAUUAUAGAUAUGCUUGCAAGCCUUGUCUGCAACAAAAUGCAGCUGCUGCAGCGAUAGCUGCCAAAAGAUGCAGCACAGACGAUGAACCGGAUAAGGAUCCACUUGCUGGACCUCAUGACAUUGGAGGCUUACAUGAUGACUACACAUUUACGGAUGGAAAGGAUUAUGGUCUUGGGAAAGGAAAACCUUAUGCUAGUAAAAUAGCCCGAAAACGAAUGGGAUAUGGAAGCGGUGGUUACGUUUAUGGAGGCAUAGGACGCCCCAAAGGUUUUGGAAAAGGAUCCAGUGCAAAGAUCAUUUGACUUUGGCCAAAGAAAAGAGCUAAUGCGAAAACAAAAAUGCGCGGAGUGUUUGGGGUACCUGGUUUGGGUUUACAAAGGCCAUUAGGAAAUCCCACUAGUGCUUCAGCCACUGGUGGAAACACUGGGAAUCAAGCUGGUACAAGUGAUGACGAACCUGGUGGGGAAAAUAAAUUAGUCCUGGUUAGUGCCAAAGAUAAGUUUGUGCUAACGCAAGACGUAUGUGUAAUGUGUGGUGCACUAGGGACCGACCAAGAAGGAUGUCUGAUAGCAUGCGCCCAAUGUGGACAAUGUUAUCAUCCUUACUGUGUCAACGUUAAGGUUACAAAAGUGAUUAUACAAAAAGGUUGGCGUUGUCUAGAUUGCACUGUAUGUGAAGGCUGUGGUGAACGCAAUGAUGAGCCCCGGUUAAUUCUAUGCGAUGAUUGUGAUAUAUCUUAUCACAUAUAUUGUAUGGAUCCACCGCUUGAUUAUGUUCCUGAUGGCAAUUGGAAGUGCAAGUGGUGUGCUCUUUGUCUUACUUGUGGAGCCAAUGAUCCUGGAUUUAAUUGUACUUGGUUAAAUAGCUUUACAGAAUGUGGACCUUGUGGAUCACGAUCUACUUGUCCAGUUUGCAUGGAAGCUUAUAUAGAUAAUGAAUUGAUCAUACAAUGUGUUCAAUGUGAAAGAUGGCUUCACGGUUUUUGUGAUGGAAUUGCCAAUGAAGCUGAUGCAGAAAUUUGUGCUGAUAAAGGCUAUAGUUGUAUCUUAUGUCGCCCCAAGGACGUGCCUCCUCCACAUCUUACACCAAAGCCACCUGUGCCUCGUGCAGCAAUUGAACCACCUCCAAGCCCAGAACCGGUUCAACAAACUAAUGGAGUGUACAUUGUUGAUGGAGUAUGCCUGAGCAGAGCCGGUAUGUUACACAUACGGGCAAUAUCUGAUGACCAGAUGUUAUUGGAUUCUGCAGGCAGAAGACGAAGGAAGUUGAAGCAUAUGUCGUCGUUUACAUCACUCAAAGAUAAAGAUGCAGGAAUUUUGGCAACAAUUGAAUCCGUUGUAGCCGGUGGUAGUCUGGACAAUUCCCUUGAAGAUAUCAAGCAGGAGCUGAAACAGGAGCAACAAGAUAAUCAGGAGGAAGUAUUGUAUAGGGACGGCAUGAUAUGGAAUGCUAAGGAUGUUAGUGGGCCUCCUGAAGGCUUCACAAUUGUUACAACUGAAAGUGGAGUUAUGUUACUCCGAAGGAAGAGGCAGUGUAGAAGAAAUUUGCAGAAAUUGGGUAUCGGUGGAUUUCUAGUAAGAGCCCGCGGAGUUCGCGGUUCAGGCGGUUCGAAAGACGAAGAAGACCCCCAAGCUGCUCCUGCUGAUCAGGCAGCUGCACCAGAACAAGCUGCUGGUCAAAAUGGUGAUCCAGCCAAACCGAAACGUAGACCGGCGAGACGGAAACCGAAAAGUCGAUUAAUGGAAAGCUAUCCUAGUUAUUUACAGGAAGCAUUUUUUGGACGAGAUUUGCUUGAUAUUAGCAAAGAUAAAGAUUUGGGAAGCAGCAGCAGUGGUGCUGAAGAUGAUUUAGUGCAAAAUGAUGAUAAAACAAUCCAGUUAUCACAGGAUGAGUUAAAGGCAAUGGAAGCAGUAAAAAUCAAGCAAGAACUAAUUGAUGCCCCGAAGCCAAUCUUAAAUAAAGCUGAAGUGAUAGAUGAUGCCGAAAAUAAUGACACUGAAAACUUGAAAGAUGUCUUAACACUUCCUUCAGAACUAUUGGAUAAUGAUCUAGUGAAGACGCUUAUGAAAUGUGAUGAUGAAGAGUUGACAAAGACAUCUUUGAAUGAGCAGAAUAUUACUGACGAAACGACCAGCUCACAAGGUGCCGUGGUUGCUCCAAAAGAUGAAAUUGGUGAUAUUUUGGGACAAGAUUUUAAUAUAGACAGCAUUGUAAGAGAUACUUUACCAAAUAUGGAUAGUAAAGAUGUAGAAGAGAUUUUCAAAGGCGUUUUGACAGAUGAAUCUCAGGAAUCUCAAGAAUCAGCUGUAUUUCCUAUGGUGCGCAACACACCUGCUGCAGUGCAUCAGCAAUAUGACACAGGCAUGAUAGCCAAUCAGCAACUAAAUCCUGGUUCAAUGGGAAUAACUAACACACAAAGACCUAACUUAUCCGGGCAAAUAAACUUUGGCCAAACAUAUCAAGCAAACUAUACCGGAAAUCAAUUUUCAUCAGGUUUUGCUGAUUCACAACAGCAGCAGCAACAAGACCAGUGGAUGGGUUCUGUAUCAUCAACAGAUUCAACCCCGACUGAGGAAAUGAGACCUGUAGUACCACCACCGACCAGCUAUAAUCAGAAAACGUCGGAAAAAAUGAAAAUCGAUGAAGAUUUGGGUACUGGUUCGACGAUAUCGAUGGUUCUGUACGCCAAUAUAAACCAUCCUGAAUGGAAAACUGAAUAUCCGCAAUGGCAGGACAGAUGCAAGCAGAUUUUGAAGAAGUGGAGGGCUUUAACAACCGAAGCCAAAACUCCGUACUUGCAAAAGGCAAGGGACAACAGGAGUGCUCUUAGAAUGAAGAAAGCCCAACAAGUAAAUACCGAAGGAAAAUCCUAUACAAUCACCGACGCCGUCUUCAUCCUCCUCCUCGGCCAACGUGACCGGAGCGGUCGCAGCCCAGCAACUGCAGCAGCAGCAGCAAAAGAUUCAGCAGCAACAGCAGGUGCUGCAACAGCAACAACAACACAGCAGCAGCAGCAGAUUCAUCUGCAACAACAAGUCGAGGAUCAGGACAAGUUGACAUCUCAGCAAAAAAGUGCCAGAGAAGCUGAGCAGGAGCGCCAGUGGAAAUUGCUGCAGGCCCAAAGGCAGCAGCAAGCGCAGCAACAGCAGCAGGUUAUACAAGAUCAAAGACAGCAAGGUAUCGGUGCUCCUAUGGUGCGAGUCCAGCGCCAGAUGUCUGAUGGUAGUGCGACUCCACAGCCGCAUCAGCAAUUAUUCCAGCCGCAGCAGCAAGCUGCUUCGCCAGUAGGCGAUCAUACAGCAGCAUUAUUAGUGUCUCCAGGCGGGCAGCUGCAACAAAACGAUCAGCAACAGCAUAUGAUGCAGCAGCAGCAAAUCAUCAACAGUCAAUCGCCGACGUUGCAGAUGCGCCAGCAACAGUUUAUGCCAGUGUCAUCAGGGAUAGCUGUCGGAGUUCGGACACCACAGAGCCCCAAUGCAGUCACAAGCACUGGACAGUAUCCACGACCCACAGUUCUUGGCAUUACAGCAAGGUCUCCUGUUCAGACAGGUGCUGAGUUUGUUUCAGGCGCUGUUUCACCAGCAAACUCAACAAGUAUGGAUCAAGAUGGAAACUUGUUUACCAAAUCACCUAGAAUGUUUGCAGCUGGGCAAAGCCCCCAACAACAACAAAGAAGUCCUGUGCCACAUCAACAGCAGCAACUAUUUCUUCAAGGUUAUAGCCAGGCUCCAGGCACGCCUCGUCCACAAUUUAACGCAAAUCAGCCUCUCAAGCAUCAUGUGUAUGCAAUGCCUAGAAUGGCAAUGCAACCACAGCAGCAACAGCAACAGGACCAUUUCCAGCAGCAGCAAAACGUGACAUCAUCAAGUGCCAACGUAGAAGUUAACAGACAGCUGAGAGAUCUCUUACAGAAACAGCAUAGUCCUGGACAGCAGAGAUUGUGGUCACCACAGCAGCAAGAUCCUCAGCAGCAACAACAAACAGUAAAUCAAGAAAUAAUCUCAACGGGAGAUGUCCAACAGCAACAACAGCAUCUACAAUCACCUAAUGCUCCGGUGUCUCCUGCUUCAGUUGAUGGAACGUUUAGACAACCACUUCCUCCAGGUAGCAUUAUGAUGAGAGGCCCUAGGGGACCUUUAGCUACGGGAAAGGCUUUGCAACAACAGCAGAUACAGGGAACUGGAAAUAUUGUUGGUGUUAGACAUCCAGUUCAACAGAUGCAACAAGCAAGACAGAUUUUAAUCCAGCAACAAUCUGGUAUGCCAAGAAUAGCACUACAACAACCUGGACUAGUGAAUCAACCGAGACAAGUAUUGCAACAGCAACAAUUUAUGCCUCAACAAAGAAUGCAGUUUCAAGGACAACAGCAACAACAACAGCAAGAUCCUGCACUCCAGCAAAGGAUUGCUGCUUUAAAUAGGAUGGGAGCAGUUGGAAUUCCACAAAUUAAUCGUAGUGCUUCAAGUCCACAAAUGACCCUUACCACUGGUGCUACUAUACCAUCACCAUCGUCAGCACCUGCUACUCCAACUCUGGAGCAACAGCAGCAGCAGCAGCCAAUGCCUAUGUCUCCAGCGGUAACAACUGCUGCAAAAACGAGUACGAGUUCUGCAUCUGCACAACCGUCUCCUGUGGCUGGGCCAGCAACUGCCGGUGGUCAAGAAAUACCUGAUAGUGUGAAAGCAGAGUUGGAUAGAUUGGAACAAGAACACGGAGGAAUGGCUGAGGUCGAAGAAGGAGUAGGAGAAUUAUUAGGCGGUUUGGGAGAUGAUGAUGAUGAUGAAUUAUUAGUAUCUUUGACUGCUGAGAUGGGUGCAGACUUCAACAUAUUAGAAUAUGCAGAUCCUGAGUUAGACGGCUUGACAGAUGGUGUCAAAGAUAACAUUUUAGAUAGUUUAGUGCUUGAUGAGCCAGAUCCAGACCAGGAAAGGCAACAUGCAAAACGUGAACCUGAGGAAGAAAGCAUUGAAAAAUCUGAAGCUAAAACCAAAGAAACUAAAAUAAGAGCUAUUGAGAAAAGCAUCAAAAAAGAUCUACCACCGGAAACGGUUUCACAGGUUCCUGUCACAUCUAUGCAAAUUCAACAACAACCUGGACUUGUACAGCAACAACUCCAACAACAAUUCGUACAUCAACAACAGCAACAAUUAUCUCAACAGCAACAACAGCAACAGCCUCAACAGCAGCAAGUGCAACCACAGUUGAUUGGUCAACAGAUGAGAUUGGUGACACCUAAACAGCAAAUCAUGCAACUUCCUUCUUUGCAACAACAGCAGCACAUACAGCAACAAAUGCUGCAUCAGGUUCAGCAAGCUGCGGCUAUGGGUAAUCCGAUGGCACCAGGUACUCGUCUGAUGUCUCCGGAUGGUGCUGUGGGCGUUGUAACCGAUAAUAAUACAGUGACAAUCAGCUAUCCCCAGGCAGGAUUUUAUGCUCAGCAGCAGAGACAUGUGCAACAACAGCGCAUGCAAAUGCGUCUGGCUCAGCAACGUAUGCAGCAGCCUCAGCAGCAGCAGCAGGCACAAACACCAGUCAUAGCAGCAGCAGCAGCAGGUCAGGCUGCAGCCGCCGCCGCCGCCGCCUCCUUAUCCAGGACCGCCGCCGCCGUAUCCAGGACCCAUUCAAUCACAGCACGGCACUUCGCAGGAGCAGCCACUGCUGCUGGAAGAGCUACUGGAGCAGGAGAAGCGAGAGCAGCUGCAGCACACGCCGUCGGUAGAUCAGCAGCAGCAGCAGCAGCAGCAGGGACACCCUUUGCUUUCGGAGCAAGAUUUCGAAAGACUGAAGGCCGAUGUGUUGUCUGGCGGCGCUGCUGGCAACAGGGCGGCUGUACCUUCGCCUCCUCAAGGAGUACCAGCUCAAGGACUUCUACCGCUGCAAACUGGGGGUCAGAUUACAAGAGUUUUUCAAAGACAAGGCGUGGUUACACAAGGACAGUGGACUCAGCCUGGUCAAAUCCAGAGACCUGGGCAAUUGACAACAGGAGGCACUAUGCAACAACAACAGCAACAGCAGCAGCCUUCUCCUCAAACUCCCACAACGCCAGGUGUGACACCAGGGCGUGUGCCCCCGUUCCAAAUGCCUGCGCUUCCUGCUCCACCGAACAAAGCAGACAGCAUGGGAUGUUAGCUCAAGAGUAUCACAAUAAGCAGCAGGCUCGACAACAACAGCAGCAGCAGCAGCAACAACAACAACAGCAGCAAGCAGGAAUUGUGAUGAGUGGCGGUAUGAUGGUGAAUAAUCAACAGCAACAGGUACAUCAGCAAAUGUCGCCGAUGUCGGUUCCAAUUCCGGGAUUGAUGCAACAGCAACAACAGCAUAUGCAACAGCACUCAAACAUAAUGCUUCAACAACAGAAACAAAUUCCGCCUGCUUCGCCUCUGCAAUCACCUAGUCAUAGUACUAUGAUGUCCGGUCACAACGUUCAGAGUCCUGGUUCUGGAUCUGUAGGUUCUGUUAUGCAGAGUCCCGGGCCUCAUGGUAAUUCAAACAGUGGAAUGUCACCUCAUCCAUUACCUUCACCCCGAAUCGGAACUCCACAUUCUCAAGGGGAAGAGAAUCCUUUCAGUCCAAGCAGCGCUGGUCCCGUUCCUUCACCGAGGCUGGUAUCGCCCGCCCCAUCAAGAAUGACAUCACCGCAGCAUCGUGUUUUGAUUAACAGCACAAUGUCACCGAGGACAUCUGGAACACCCAGUCCGAAUCCUGUCAAUCAAUUUCAACAGCAGCAACAACAACAAUUAUUGAAUCAGCAGCAGCAACAGCAAAUGUUAACUCAACAACAGCAAAUGCAAUUGCAGCAGCAACAGCAACAUCAAAACAGAUUUGUUAGGCCAAUGGCAUCGAGUGGAGGCACGAUUGAGCAGCAACCGCAACAGCAAAGAAUUAGAAUACAACAAGGCAUGAGACCAUCAUUUUCUCCAACUCAUAUGCCUCUGGGAAGUCCUCAACCUAUAAUGUCCAGUGGAAUAAACACAGGAACGCCAGUAUCAACUGUGGUACAAACAGAAUCUGGUCAUAUGCAGAGAAAUAUAUAUUUGGGACAACAAAGAAGGCAACAAACUCUACAACAUCAAAAUAUGUUACAACAACAGCAUCAAAACUUGCAGCAGCAGCAGCAGAAUAUACAGCAACAGAACACACAACAACAACAACAGAGUAUCCAACAGCAACAGAUGAUGCAACAACAGAAUUUAAUGCAGCAACAGCAGCAGCAGCAAAAUUUAAUGCAACAACACAUAAUGCAACAGCAACAGGCUAAUAAACCAUUCAUGGCACAAAGUCCUUUGCACCAGCAACCACCGGAAUCACCAUUGAAUCCUAGAAGUCCGGCUCUUCAGGCAACAACAGCAUCUACUCAUCACCAAUGCUCCGUGUCUCCUGCUUCAGUUGAUGGAACGUUUAGACAACCACUUCCUCCAGGUAGCAUUAUGAUGAGAGGCCCUAGGGGACCUUUAGCUACGGGAAAGGCGUUGCAACAACAGCAGAUACAGGGAACUGGAAAUAUUGUUGGUGUUAGGCAUCCAGUUCAACAGAUGCAACAAGCAAGACAGAUUUUAAUCCAGCAACAAUCUGAAUCAACGAGACAAGUAUUGCAACAGCAACAAUUUAUGCCUCAACAAAGAAUGCAGUUUCAAGGACAACAGCAACAACAACAGCAAGAUCCUGCACUCCAGCAAAGGAUUGCUGCUUUAAAUAGGAUGGGAGCAGUUGGAAUUCCACAAAUUAAUCGUAGUGCUUGUAAGAGCAAACUAUCACACCUGCUACUCUACUCCAACUCUGGAGCAACAGCAGCAGCAGCAGCCAAUGCUAUGUCUCCAGCGGUAACAACUGCUGCAAAAACGAGUACGAGUUCUGCAUCUGCACAACCGUCUCCUGUGGCUGGGCCAGCAACUGCCGGUGGUCAAGAAAUACCUGAUAGUGUGAAAGCAGAGUUGGAUAGAUUGGAACAAGAACAUGGAGGAAUGGCUGAGGUCGAAGAAGGAGUAGGAGAAUUAUUAGGCGUAUCUUUGACUGCUGAGAUGGGUGCAGACUUCAACAUAUUAGAAUAUGCAGAUCCUGAGUUAGACGGCUUGACAGAUGGUGUCAAAGAUAACAUUUUAGAUAGUUUAGUGCUUGAUGAGCCAGAUCCAGACCAGGAAAGGCAACAUGCAAAACGUGAACCUGAGGAAGAAAGCAUUGAAAAAUCUGAAGCUAAAACCAAAGAAACUAAAAUAAGAGCUAUUGAGAAAAGCAUCAAAAAAGAUCUACCACCGGAAACGGUUUCACAGGUUCCUGUCACAUCUAUGCAAAUUCAACAACAACCUGGACUUGUACAGCAACAACUCCAACAACAAUUCGUACAUCAACAACAGCAACAAUUAUCUCAACAGCAACAACAGCAACAGCCUCAACAGCAGCAAGUGCAACCACAGUUGAUUGGUCAACAGAUGAGAUUGGUGACACCUAAACAGCAAAUCAUGCAACUUCCUUCUUUGCAACAACAGCAGCACAUACAGCAACAAAUGCUGCAUCAGGUUCAGCAAGCUGCGGCUAUGGGUAAUCCGAUGGCACCAGGUACUCGUCUGAUGUCUCCGGAUGGUGCUGUGGGCGUUGUAACCGAUAAUAAUACAGACAAUCAGCUAUCCCCAGUGCAACAACAGCGCAUGCAAAUGCGUCUGGCUCAGCAACGUAUGCAGCAGCCUCAGCAGCAGCAGCAGGCACAAACACCAGUCAUACAGCAGCAGCAGCAGCAGGUCAGGCUGCAGCCGCCGCCGCCGCCGCCUCCUUAUCCAGGACCGCCGCCGCCGUAUCCAGGACCCAUUCAAUCACAGAUCGGUGUCGGUAUGCUACCACAUCCUUCUUCUUCUUCGACUCACAAUCGUCCAAUUUACCAUCUAUCAAACAACAACAACACCGGAAACAUCAACAUCAACGCUUCCUAUCAUCAUCAACAACAACAACAGCGAUUCGGAAUCAAUGCUAAUCAACAGCAGCAGCAACAGCAACAGCCGUUUCAGCAGCAGCAAAUCGUGGAGCAGCGCAGGCGUCCGCCUCUAUUGUUGCAGCACGGCACUUCGCAGGAGCAGCCACUGCUGCUGGAAGAGCUACUGGAGCAGGAGAAGCGAGAGCAGCUGCAGCACACGCCGUCGGUAGAUCAGCAGCAGCAGCAGCAGCAGCAGGGACACCCUUUGCUUUCGGAGCAAGAUUUCGAAAGACUGAAGGCCGAUGUGUUGUCUGGCGGCGCUGCUGGCAACAGGGCGGCUGUACCUUCGCCUCCUCAAGGAGUACCAGCUCAAGGACUUCUACCGCUGCAAACUGGGGGUCAGAUUACAAGAGUUUUUCAAAGACAAGGCGUGGUUACACAAGGACAGUGGACCCAGCCUGGUCAAAUUCAGAGACCUGGGCAAUUGACAACAGGAGGCACUAUGCAACAACAACAACAACAGCAGCAGCCUUCUCCUCAAACUCCCACAACGCCAGGUGUGACACCAGGGCGUGUGCCCCCGUUCCAAAUGCCUGCGCUUCCUGCUCCACCGCAACCGCCUGAGAGAAUUGUGACGGAUCAGGAUCGGGCGACGCAGCACCAGUACGAGCAAUGGUUAGCACAGCAGCAGCAUGCGCUUGCUGAACAGUUGAGAUAUUACGAAACAGAGGUGCAGAAAUUGAGAAAGAUCAGAAAGUCUUUAAAUAGUAAACAAAGGCAACUCCGCAAGUCUAAUAACGAACUUUCGGAAACGGAUGCCAAUGAAUUGGCUCGAGUGUCAGCUGAGCAAGCAAUACUGCAAAAACAAUUAGAGUCGGCUAGGAAACAAAGCAGACAGCAUGGGAUGUUAGCUCAAGAGUAUCACAAUAAGCAGCAGGCUCGACAACAACAGCAGCAGCAGCAGCAACAACAACAACAGCAGCAAGCAGGAAUUGUGAUGAGUGGCGGUAUGAUGGUGAAUAAUCAACAGCAACAGGUACAUCAGCAAAUGUCGCCGAUGUCGGUUCCAAUUCCGGGAUUGAUGCAACAGCAACAACAGCAUAUGCAACAGCACUCAAACAUAAUGCUUCAACAACAGAAACAAAUUCCGCCUGCUUCGCCUCUGCAAUCACCUAGUCAUAGUACUAUGAUGUCCGGUCACAACGUUCAGAGUCCUGGUUCUGGAUCUGUAGGUUCUGUUAUGCAGAGUCCCGGGCCUCAUGGUAAUUCAAACAGUGGAAUGUCACCUCAUCCAUUACCUUCACCCCGAAUCGGAACUCCACAUUCUCAAGGGGAAGAGAAUCCUUUCAGUCCAAGCAGCGCUGGUCCCGUUCCUUCACCGAGGCUGGUAUCGCCCGCCCCAUCAAGAAUGACAUCACCGCAGCAUCGUGUUUUGAUUAACAGCACAAUGUCACCGAGGACAUCUGGAACACCCAGUCCAAAUCCUGUCAAUCAAUUUCAGCAGCAGCAACAACAACAAUUAUUGAAUCAACAGCAGCAACAGCAAAUGUUAACUCAACAACAGCAGAUGCAAUUGCAGCAGCAACAGCAACAUCAAAACAGAUUUGUAAGGCCAAUGGCAUCGAGUGGAGGCACAAUUGAGCAGCAACCGCAACAGCAAAGAAUUAGAAUACAACAAGGUAUGAGACCAUCAUUUUCUCCAACUCAUAUGCCUCUGGGAAGUCCUCAACCUAUAAUGUCCAGUGGAAUAAACACAGGAACGCCAGUAUCAACUGUGGUACAAACAGAAUCUGGUCAUAUGCAGAGAAAUAUAUAUUUGGGACAACAAAGAAGGCAACAAACUCUACAACAUCAAAAUAUGUUACAACAACAGCAUCAAAACUUGCAGCAGCAGCAGCAGAAUAUACAGCAACAGAACACACAACAACAACAACAGAGUAUCCAACAGCAACAGAUGAUGCAACAACAGAAUUUAAUGCAGCAACAGCAGCAGCAGCAAAAUUUAAUGCAACAACACAUAAUGCAACAGCAACAGGCUAAUAAACCAUUCAUGGCACAAAGUCCUUUGCACCAGCAACCACCGGAAUCACCAUUGAAUCCUAGAAGUCCGGCUCUUCAGGGCAUGUUGCAACAGACAUCGGGAUUAAGUCAACCAUCAUCUCCUAUGUCUAGAGCAGGUGGAAUGCAUAACCAGCAAUAUAUGUCUGGAGGAGGGAUUCAGCCGCCCAGCAGCCCUAUGCUGGGGCCAAAGAGUCCAAUUGUACAAGGUCUGGGUGGGUGUUCGCCGAUGAGUGGCGGCAUGCGCAGGCCAUCUAGUACUGGAGGCAUUCCAAUGGGUAGCCCUGCACCUUCCCAAACUGGAAUUCCUGAUCGGCCACAGAGUGUGGAAAAUCCGGCCACGCCUCGUACGCCCCACACUCCUAGAACACCAGGUAGCAUGGAUGAGCUGGUUCAAAUCGACGAGCAGCACCUGCACCAGAUAGCCACCAGCACCGGCAGUAGCUCCGGUGGAGGCGGAGGCGGAGGAAACCCUCAUAUUCACCCGAUUCCCUUUACCGGUUUCGGAAGAUUCGGCUACAUAAAAUUAGGUUUAAGAGGCGGAUCCCCAAUGUGGGAAUAUGGUGGAAAUAAUCGCCUGACUAAACCCAAUCAGCCCAACCAGCCUCAUCCACAGCAGCAGGUGCCGCAGCAGCAGCAGCAACAAGGACAAGAGGGACAGGAGAAAGUUAAAAAGGAGUCGCAUCUGUCGAAGGUGUCGAUUUUGAAGAGAAAUCCAUUGAGGAAACCAACUUAUCAAUUGGUUAAACAGCAGCAGGUGCAGAAUGCAGGAGCCAGUACGAGCUCGGUGCCUGUAUGUAAAGUUACCUCUCUGGUUUGUGCCGAUUAUAAUGAAUUUGAUGACAGUUCUUCAACACCUCCAAUCAGUCCCGGGCCCAGUGCCAUGUUAUCUAAAUCAAAACUGACAAUUGAGGAUAGUGAUAAAAUGCAUCAGAAUGUUGUUGUGAUAGCUGACAGUCCUGAAGGUGAAAAGCAUGAUGAAAUCCAAGACUAUGCUGAGGAAGUAAUCAUUCAGACUGAUAAAAACAUUGUCAACACCGAAGUGUCCUUAAAUUCCGCCGCUCAACAGCAAGACGACGACGUUAUGGAGACUUACGAAACCCCAGAAUUGGGUGAGAUAGUGACUAGUCCUCUAGAGCAGGAAGUCUCUGAAGAAUAUGUUCUGUUCCCGGCAGACGUCGUCGAUUACGCAGUUGACAGUGAUGAUUCCAUGAAGCAAUUGAGUUUUGAGCGCAAAAUCUGCACAGAAGAAGGCGAAUAUUCUCAACAGCAAAUAACUGAAUUGGUGGACAAAAAUGUUGAAAUAGUCAAAGUUACUUUGAGAAGCCCAAUAGAUCACAGCAGUGAUGAUGAAAUGAUGCAUAAAAUGAGUGCCAAGAUUAAAAACAGAUCGCAUAGUAUUUGUCUGGAUGAUGUCAUGGACUCACCCACACAAGUUUUGGAAGAAAUGGAGGUUGAACAUAGUCCUGGAAUGUAUCAAAGCGAUACAUACAAGGAAGAUGAUCUAAUAGCAUCUUUGGAACACGGUUCAGAAAUAGUGAUUAUUGAUCCUAGCAUUAAGUCACCAGAAGAACAUAAUAUUGCCACGACAGAAGAUUUUGAAGAACUGAUUGACUGCGGUAAGAAACGAGGUACCAGCAGAGAGAGCCCAGUUCAAGAAGAGGACGCUUCAACUUCUAAGACAGAAUCUGAUAAAGCGACUAGUUUUUCUGAGACUACAGUCACUUCAAAUUCUGUUAACACUCAAAUAAUUGCAAGUAUUAUUAAAGCUGAUACUACACAAAUCUUGACAACCAGCAAGCCAUUAUCAGUUACCAGGCUGCCUAUUGUAAAUCCAAAAGUAAUCUCCCCGAGACCUAAGAAAUUGAUGAAUGAUGUUUCACAAACUACUGCGACUGUAUCCAUUGGAAAUACUACUAUCUCUGUGCCUGUACUGACAACUGUACCAUUGGCUACUUCAUCAACUAGUAGAAUUUGUACAGAAAAUAUCCAGAAAUCAUCAAACAAUGUAGUUUUUACAAAAUCCAUUCCAACUUUGAUCAGUGUUAUUUCAAGUGGUACUAGAAUAUCAACCUCAAAUUCUUAUACAAUAAGCAAUCCAAAGAUAUCCACAAGCAGCUUGGUAGUCGAUGCUAAAAUGAAAGAAAAACUCUUGUCACAUCAUCAAAUUAUUUAUCCAAAAUUAUCUUCUCUCACAGUUUCAAAAGAUAUGGCUUUACCCAAAAAUAUUUUUGAUGAUGAAAGUCCAGAUAGUAGUGGUGAUCAAGAUGAUUUAGAAAUGAACAAAAGUAUAAAGUCAAUGGAUGUGGAUGAAGCAUCCAUAACCAGUAUUGAAAAGACAUCCUCUAGCAAUGAGGCUGAGGAUACACAAGUUGAAAUUAAGAAGCAGGAAGAAAUUGUCUUAGAAAAAUCUAAGCCUACGGCUGUUGAAGAUGCACCCACAAUAACUCUUUGUUCAGCCACUGACGAGACUAAUACAAUAACAAUUCAUAAUGAAUCUGGUGAAAAAAGCAAAGACACAAUUUGCAAAGAUGAUCAAUUUGAAGAAAUGUUAAAUAUGUUGGAAACAAUUACUGGGGACAAUAAAACUGACUGUCCGCUUUUGGAUUCUCCAAAGUCUUCGGUUACAAAAUCUAAUGAUGAUUUAGUAUCAGCAUUAAGUGAUCAUUCACAAGAUUCUAUGGCUGACUUGAAUGAUAUAAUUCAAAAGGACAUUAAAGAAAAAGAAGCAACGGCAAUUGUACCUAGCACCACCAAGCCUCCUAGUGUUAUUCCAGUGCAUGUAAUUAUUAAAUCUCGAGAGUCAUCACAAAGUCCAAUAUCACGCGUGUCUUCGAUAAUGCCGCAACUAUCACCACUAUCCCAGCCUGCUGAGUUGACUUCAAAUGUUGCUAAUGCUUCUCAGCAGUUGUGUACAAUAAUGUCAGCAAUUGGCACAAACACAAAGUUUGACUUGAAAGCUAAAGAAGCUUCGAAAUCGGAUCUAGUUAACUUUGAAACACUCUUACCAUCUACCAAGGUAGAAGUUGUACAUAAGACCACAGAGCAUCCGCAACAACAAAGACCUCUAAUGAAACUGACAUUGCAGCAGGAUGCAGGAAAAUUAUUGAGUUCUAAGCCACAUGUCACAAAAGUUCUGACAUCGAGUGAAGCAUCUGCAGGCGGUUUUGUUGGUUCUAUUUUAAUGAGUGGAAACAGGAUGACUGUCCAAUCGUCUUCAAGAACAGUGUCUCCUGUUGUUACAAACACAGCAAAUGCAGCGGUUCUUUUAAGUAUGAAACAGCGCAAACCUUCUCCGUCUACUGUUGAAGGCAGCUCUUCUAAACAUUGUCAAUUGCUCGCUGUGAAGUCUCCAUUACAUUCACCUAAAAUUUUACACAUUCAGCAGCAACAAACCUCUAGCGCAGGUAAUACUGGCAUGGUUAUGCCUAAUUUAACAAAGAUACAACCUCAGAAAAUGCAAGUGGACACGACUGCAAGGCCUACUGUAGCUAGCAAUAUUUUGAGUUCAACACUUUCACAGCCUGCUCAAUCCAGAGUCAGUACCUUUAGCACGAAUCAACCACCCGCUUUGAUAAUGACCAGUAGGCUUAUUGCAGAACCACCUCAGCUACUAGCAACUUCCACACAGCAGCAACAGCAGCAGCAGCAAAGUGCUGGGCUUAGUAAUAUACAACAACAAAAAGUUGUUCAACAACCACAAAUGUCAUCAUGCCAAACUCUUCUGCAUAGUCAAUUAACUGGACCUCCAUUUAGAAGAUCAAAGUCGACCGACGAAGUAUUGUUACCUGUUAAAACUGAACCUGGACAUAUUCAAGCCGUGAAGAGACAUAGCAUGGAUUUAAUGACUGUCAAAAACGAACCUACGUCGACGUCGGACGACAGCACGAUAUCAUCGUCGCAAAUUAAAACUGAAAUUAUGAUGAGUAAUGUCAAGUAUGUGAAACCUGAAACUUCUUCAGAUUCGCAGAAUGUAUUAUUGAAACAGCUGUUGCAGAAUUCUAAUAAUGGAGCAGCACCACCGCCUCCGCCUCCGCCCGUUGCUGUAAACCCAACACCAUCGCAGCAUCAUCAUCAACAACAACAGCCGCAACAGCAGCAGCAGCAACAAGUUACACAUUCGAAUAAUCAAACAUUGAUUUCUCCACCGCAAAGGUCGACUGUACAGGUUCUGAAAACGCAACAACGUGCACCAAGUUUGGGAUUGGUUUCGUCUUUAGAAGCACAAUUGGCAAGGCCUGUUAUACCACCUCCGACAACUGCUUUGCAGGCAUCUGCUCAGGCCACAGCAUCUAUGCCUAUGCAGCAUGUCACACAGAGCGAUUCACCCAAAUCUUCGCCCGUCAGGCAAAUCAUGUCACGGGAAACGUCAUUUUUAUCCAGAUCUCCUGUUGUUACGACUUCGGCUAAUACCGUUGUUACCGGAACGCCGCAGCAAACAACGCAGCAACAACAGCAGCAACAGCAACAGCAUGUUGAAGUGAGAAGAAUUGUGCAACAGCAACAGCAGCAGCAGCAGCAACUACAACAACAACAGCAUCAAGAUUUAUUAAUAAACAGUCAACAACAGCAACUGAUUCAGCAGCUGAAGAUGGAUAUGAAUUGCAUGCCGGCAACUUCUCAACAACAACAACAACAACACAUGGAACAACAUCAAAGCAUUACGAUAAAGAAAGAGAUUUUGACGCCGGAUGCUUUGCAAAGCCCCGUGCACAACAUGAUAAUUCCUUCCCAAGAUGUCAAAAAGGAGUUGUCGUUAGACGAGAGUUCUCAGCAGUCUUCGGUCUCGUCAGACCACUGCAGUUUGAAAGAUACCGUUAUCAAAGAGGAGUUUAUCAUGGACACGACGCCGGCCUCAACGGCACCGCCUGCGCUGACCCUGGAGCAGCAGCAGCAGCAGAACGAGGCGGCGAUGCGAACCGCACACGAAACCGCGUUGGAAAUCAAGAAGCGCAAACGGCGCGAAUAUCAAGCCAAGCGCAGGCAAAUAAAGCUGGAGCAGCAGCAGCAAGCCGCGGCCGCCGCUGCAGCAGCCGCACAGCAUCAGGGAUUGUCAAUGGCGCAGGGAAGUGGUGGCCCCAUGAAAUGCCGGACGCGAUGGGAGCAUCAGCUGUUGCCGUGGCCAAGAAAAAGAGCAGGGAACUAUGCAGUUUGCCCGCCUUAUGGCGCCGGUGAUUUAUCUAAAUUCUGUCUAGUCAAAGACUACGAUUCGUUACGAGGCGACCUCGUUGGCGAAUUCGGAUCUGCACGUUUGCCUGGUGUUCCUGAUAGAUAUGAUAGCAAACCGUUCGGCGAUAAGGCAUUACCCGCCGCGGCUUGUGAAAAAGAUGGAGCAUUAACAUCGGCAGGAGGAACUCAGAGAAUGUUCUACGAUCAGGAAUUCAGCCCAAUAAAAUUCGAACAUGAUUACGAAGAGCGCCGAAUGGAAAUUUGUCUUCGCGAUCCAGGUCCUGACACACCUGAUUCCAUAAUAAGUUCUUCAAGUCCAGAAUUUCCAAAUGACGUUGAAAAUACACUCGAUUUAGACAAUAAUCAAUACUUCACAUAUAUUGAUGAUAAUGAAUCAGAGCAAUCGGAACAAGAAGGUUUAAAUGGACGUACUGCUAAAAACAGAUUGUCACCGAUUAUACCAAUUAUAGCACCUAUUCCUAUCAGGUUGAAACCUGGAGUGCCUUACAAAACACCAUGGAGUACAAAUAUUAAUGAAGACAAGGAGAAUCAAGCUCCCAAAGAUAAUUUGAAAAACAACAAUCUCAACAACAUCAUGAACAAUAAGAAGAAGGACGACGGCAAUAACGUCACAGUCACUUUAACACUAACUUCGGAUGCAGCCGAAGAUAUUUUGGGAGUUUUGAAAGACUUGGCUGGCAUUCUGCACAUUCCGCCUCCAACAGGGUAUCAAAUUGUUGAAAGAACCGGAACACCACCCAGCCAGAAAUUGGGAUUGUAUAGGACGAGAGGAAAAGAUGGAAAAGAAGGAGCUCCCAUUGAUAUCCAAACUAUACUGAAUGGUACUGCCAAAUUCUGCAGACAUUGCGAUGUGGUAAUUCUUAAUAGUUUGAUCAGAGCGAAAGCUUCAGAGUUUCCUCUUCUUCCAAAUGACGACAAUCGUGAUCUGAUCAAUGAUCCUGAAGAUUUAUAUUUCUGCAUUCUGACAUCGAGUGAAGCAUCUGCAGGCGGUUUUGUUGGUUCUAUUUUAAUGAGUGGAAACAGGAUGACUGUCCAAUCGUCUUCAAGAACAGUGUCUCCUGUUGUUACCAACACAGCAAAUGCAGCGGUUCUUUUAAGUAUGAAACAGCGCAAACCUUCUCCGUCUACUGUUGAAGGCAGCUCUUCUAAACAUUGCCAAUUGCUCGCUGUGAAGUCUCCAUUACAUUCACCUAAAAUUUUACACAUACAGCAGCAACAAACAUCUAGUGCAGGCAAUACAGGCAUGGUUAUGCCUAAUUUAACAAAGAUACAACCUCAGAAAAUGCAAGUGGACACGACUGCAAGGCCUACUGUAGCUAGCAAUAUUUUGAGUUCAACUCUUUCACAGCCUGCUCAAUCCCGAGUCAGCACCUUUAGCAUGAAUCAACCACCUGCUUUGAUAAUGACCAGUAGGCUUAUUGCAGAACCGCCUCAGCUACUAGCAACUUCCACACAGCAGCAACAGCAGCAGCAGCAAAGUGCUGGGCUUAGUAAUAUACAACAACAAAAAGUUGUUCAACAACCACAAAUGUCAUCAUGCCAAACUCUUCUGCAUAGCCAAUUGACUGGACCUCCAUUUAGAAGAUCAAAGUCGACCGACGAAGUAUUGUUACCUGUUAAAACUGAACCUGGACAUAUUCAAGCCGUGAAGAGACAUAGCAUGGAUUUAAUGACUGUCAAAAACGAACCUACGUCGACGUCGGACGACAGCACGAUAUCAUCGUCGCAAAUUAAAACUGAAAUUAUGAUGAGUAAUGUCAAGUAUGUGAAACCUGAAACUUCUUCAGAUUCGCAGAAUGUAUUAUUGAAACAGCUGUUGCAGAAUUCUAAUAAUGGAGCAGCACCACCGCCUCCGCCUCCGCCUGUUGUUGUAAACCCAACACCAUCGCAGCAUCAUCAUCAACAACAACAGCCGCAACAGCAGCAGCAGCAACAAGUUACACAUUCGAAUAAUCAAACAUUGAUUUCUCCACCGCAAAGGUCGACUGUACAGGUUCUGAAAACGCAACAACGUGCACCAAGUUUGGGAUUGGUUUCGUCUUUAGAAGCACAAUUGGCAAGGCCUGUUAUACCACCUCCGACAACUGCCUUGCAGGCAUCUGCUCAGGCCACAGCAUCUAUGCCUAUGCAGCAUGUCACACAGAGCGAUUCACCUAAAUCUUCGCCCGUCAGGCAAAUCAUGUCACGGGAAACGUCAUUUUUAUCCAGAUCUCCUGUUGUUACGACUGCGGCUAAUGCCGUUGUUACUGGAACACCGCAGCAAACAACGCAGCAACAGCAGCAGCAACAGCAUGUUGAAGUGAGAAGAAUUGUGCAACAGCAACAUCAGCAGCAGCAACUACAACAACAACAACAGCAACAAUCACAACAACAGCAUCAAGAUUUAUUAAUAAACAGUCAACAACAGCAACUGAUACAGCAGCUGAAGAUGGAUAUGAAUUGCAUGCCGGCAACUUCUCAACAACAACAACAACAACACAUGGAACAGCAUCAAAGCAUUACAAUAAAGAAAGAGAUUUUGACGCCGGAUGCUUUGCAAAGCCCCGUACACAACAUGAUAAUUCCUUCCCAAGAUGUCAAAAAGGAGUUGUCGUUAGACGAGAGUUCUCAGCAGUCUUCGGUCUCGUCAGACCACUGCAGUUUGAAAGAUACCGUUAUCAAAGAGGAGUUCAUCAUGGACACGACGCCGGCCGUAACGGCACCGCCUGCGCUGACCCUGGAGCAGCAGCAGCAGCAGAAUGAGGCGGCGAUGCGAACCGCACACGAAACCGCGUUGGAAAUCAAGAAGCGCAAACGUCGCGAAUAUCAAGCCAAGCGCAGGCAAAUAAAGCUGGAGCAGCAGCAGCAAGCCGCGGCCGCCGCUGCAGCAGCCGCACAGCAUCAGGGAUUGUCAAUGGCGCAGGGAAGUGGUGGGCCCAUAAAAAUGCCGGACGCGAUGGGAGCAUCAGCUGUUGCCGUGGCCAAGAAAAAGAGCAGGGCUAAUUCGAAAAUGAGUGGGGCGGGAAAGCAGGACGAGGAUUAUGAUUCGUUUAUAGACGGUUUAAUGGAUCAAUUGAGGCAUAUGCAGCCACUGGCCGUCGUCGAGCCUAGGCAUUGCAGGAACUAUGCAGUUUGCCCGCCUUAUGGCGCCGGUGAUUUAUCUAAAUUCUGUCUAGUCAAAGACUAUGAUUCGUUACGAGGCGACCUGGUUGGCGAAUUCGGAUCUGCACGUUUGCCUGGUGUUCCUGAUAGAUAUGAUAGCAAACCGUUCGGCGAUAAGGCAUUACCCGCCGCGGCUUGUGAAAAAGAUGGAGCAUUGACAUCGGCAGGAGGAACUCAGAGAAUGUUCUAUGAUCAGGAAUUCAGCCCAAUAAAAUUCGAACAUGAUUACGAAGAGCGCCGAAUGGAAAUUUGUCUUCGCGAUCCAGGUCCUGACACACCUGAUUCCAUAAUAAGUUCUUCAAGUCCAGAAUUUCCAAAUGACGUUGAAAAUACACUCGAUUUAGACAAUAAUCAAUACUUUACAGUAAUAGAUCAAAGUUUGAAGUAUAUUGAUGAUAAUGAAUCAGAGCAAUCGGAACAAGAAGGUUUAAAUGGGCGUACUGCUAAAAGGAGAUUGUCACCGAUUAUACCAAUUAUAGCACCUAUUCCUAUCAGGUUGAAACCUGGAGUGCCUUACAAAACACCAUGGAGUACAAAUAUUAAUGAAGACAAGGAGAAUCAAGCUCCCAAAGAUAAUUUGAAAAACAACAAUCUCAACAACAUCAUGAACAAUAAGAAGAAGGACGACGGCAAUAACGUCACAGUCACUUUAACACUAACUUCGGAUGCAGCCGAAGAUAUUUUGGGAGUUUUGAAAGACUUGGCUGGCAUUCUGCACAUUCCGCCUCCAACAGGGUAUCAAAUUGUUGAAAGAACCGGAACACCACCCAGCCAGAAAUUGGGAUUGUAUAGGACGAGAGGAAAAGAUGGAAAAGAAGGAGCUCCCAUUGAUAUCCAAACUAUACUGAAUGGUACUGCCAAAUUCUGCAGACAUUGCGAUGUGGUAAUUCUUAAUAGUUUGAUCAGAGCGAAAGCUUCAGAGUUUCCUCUUCUUCCAAAUGACGACAAUCGUGAUCUGAUCAAUGAUCCUGAAGAUUUAUAUUUCUGCAGCAAGACUUGCUACAAACAGUUCCAGUGGCGUCCCACAAGUAUUUUGGAUGAGAAGACACUCGGCAAUCAAUCUGUUGAUUGUGACAGUAAAGUUUUGAUGACUAACAUGAUCAAUUCGAAUGAUGGCAUUAUGGACAUUGAAGAUGUUCUCAACCAAUCGAACAACGCCGAAGACACAAAACCGGAUAUCAAAGAAGAAAAGAUGGAUACGUCGAGUUUAACUGAAGAUGAGAAAAUGGCAGUUGAUGAUAUUGAUGACAAUAGUUGCACAAGUUUAGCUGAAAAACAAACAGCUGCUAAGAGGCCAAGGAAGAACACAGAUUCUGGACUCGACAUGCCGCCAGCCAAACAAUGGAAGGGAUUGAGGUAUCGUUUAUGGCUUCAAGGUUUCAUUCACCCCACUCAAAAAUAUAAGAAACCAAACGAUAGAGAGAUCAUGGAACUUUUGUUCAGAGUUGGUGUCACUGUGAUGCCUAGCAAAAUGCCUGAUGAUACGAGGAAAUGCAUAUUUUGCCAUCAGAUAGGAGACGGUGUGGCUGAUGGUCCAGCCAGGCUUCUGAAUUUUGAUGUUGAUAAAUGGGUUCAUCUGAAUUGUGCGUUGUGGUCUGAUGGAGUGUAUGAGACAGUCAAUGGGGCUUUGAUGAAUGUGGAGCAAGCAUUGCAGGAAAGUUUGCAGACAAUUUGCACAAUCUGCGAGAAAAACGGUGCGACCAUCAGGUGCUUCAAGACCCGCUGCACGAGCGUUUAUCACCUCGGCUGUGCAGUCAAAGACGGCUGUGUAUUCUUCAAAAACAAAACUGCCCAUUGCUCUAUCCACAUCCCCAAAGGAGAGAAAGACAAUGAGCUGACAACCCUAUCAGUCCAGCGCAGAGUUUAUAUAAAUAGGGAUGAAAAUAGGCAAGUUGCCUCCGUGAUGCACCAUUCUGAUCUGAAUAAUUUGUUGAGAGUUGGCAGUUUGAUAUUCUUAAAUGUCGGUCAAUUGCUGCCGCAUCAGCUGCAGUCGUUCCACACGCCGAAUUACAUCUAUCCGAUUGGGUAUCAGAUUGUCAGAUUUUACUGGUCGAUGAGGAGGCCGAAUAAACGGUGCAGAUAUAUUUGUUCAAUAGCUGAUGUUGCUGGACGUCCAGAAUUUCGAGUACGCGUUCAAGAACCUCAACAGGAUGAUAUUGAACUAAGAGAUGCUACACCAAGGGCUGUUUGGAAUCGAAUUCUGGAGCCAUUGGCCGCUAUGAGAAGGGAAUUGGGCGAUUCAGUUCGUCUGUUUCCCAAGUACGUCACUGGUGAAGAUUUGUUUGGACUUACUGAGCCAGCUGUUGUUCGAGUACUCGAAAGUUUACCAGGAAUUGAGACAUUAACCGAUUAUCGCUUCAAGUAUGGAAGGAACCCCUUAUUGGAGCUACCAUUAGCUAUCAAUCCAAGUGGAUCGGCAAGAACUGAACCUAGGGGCAGACAGCAGGCCUGCUGGAAAAAACCUCAUACACAACGUACUGCAGGAAUGACUUCAGCCUCAUCGUCUGGUCUGACGUCGUCCUCUAGUUCGUCAAAUAUGUCAUCAGGAAUGCCUUUGGGCAUCUCGAGUAGCCUUUCGUCGGCCGGUGAGGCCACUUGCCCAUACAGCAAACAGUUUGUUCACAGCAAAAGUUCACAGUAUAAGAAAAUGAAACAGGACUGGAGGAAUAACGUAUUUCUUGCCAGGUCUAAGAUUCAGGGACUUGGAUUGUACGCUGCACGCGACAUUGAAAAACAUACAAUGGUUAUCGAAUAUAUUGGUGAGGUGAUUCGACAUGAGUUAUCUGAAAUCAGGGAAAAGCAAUAUGAAGCCAGGAAUCGAGGAAUAUACAUGUUCAGACUCGACGAGGAUCGUGUGAUUGAUGCAACAUUAUGUGGGGGCCUUGCCCGAUACAUCAACCACUCCUGCAACCCGAAUUGUGUGGCAGAAAUUGUUGAAGUCGACAGAGAAGUCAGGAUUAUUAUAUUUGCUAAGAGGCGGAUUAACAGGGGAGAAGAGUUGGCUUACGAUUACAAAUUCGAUAUUGAAGACGACGCCCACAAAAUUUCAUGUAUGUGUGGGGCUCCAAAUUGUAAAAAAUGGAUGAAUUAAGAAAACCAAAAAUAACAACAUUUAUCGUAACAAAAAGUGGUGAGUAGUAGUUAAAUAGAUAACAAAAAAACACAUUAGGAAAAUGAAGAUUAUUUUUA
This is a messenger RNA of Ctenocephalides felis (cat flea), 24397 nucleotides long. RefSeq lists its product as uncharacterized. Gene Ontology annotation, biological process: positive regulation of transcription by RNA polymerase II. Gene Ontology annotation, molecular function: histone binding; histone H3K4 methyltransferase activity; transcription coactivator activity. The transcript has 92 exons. Lineage: Eukaryota; Metazoa; Arthropoda; Insecta; Siphonaptera; Pulicidae. Gene Ontology annotation, cellular component: MLL3/4 complex; nucleus. The record is from RefSeq and is a predicted model, not a curated record.